UAUUCUCUUCUACCUGGCGUCAAUAAGAACAGGCAGGUUUUCAAAUGAGGGUGUCAUGAAAUCUGUUCAGACUUGUUCAGACUUGAAUUGAGAAGUGCAAUAGUGCGGGGGCAAUGAACUGUGAAAAGUUUCAACAGGGGAAGAAAUGCAGCGAGCGAGCGGGCGUUCAAAAAGAGAGACGAAACAGGGAGGGCAUUGACCUGGCGAUCCUCAGGAUUGGCGCCAGACUGUCUGCGGCGACUGGCGACGCUCAGUCUGGCACUUUCUUUCGCCUGUGACGCGUGCUUUUUGCAUUUCCAGUAGUGAAAAUGGAUCAACCACAGCCUGAACAACUGUUUGACGACACCAAUAGCAUUGGCAUCAGCAAUUUGAUUCCCUUGGAUGGCGAGUUUUUUGCCAAGCUCUUCAGUCAGCCCAUUUACGUGCAAUCGUCUGAACCAGGAGUCCAGCAGCCACCCGAAGAACAGAGUUUUGCUAAUGAUACUGGAAUUCAGAUCUUGGGUGAGCCCAUCAGCCUGCAGGAUCUAACGCUGGAGCCUAAAAAAAGCAGCUCAAAGGGAACAAGACGCAAAAGGGUGGUUGUGAACAAAAAGAGAACUGCUAAAAAGGCAAAGAGGAAAAGCUCAAGCAGCGCCUCAAUGACUGAAGACUCUCACAAUUCUAGCCAAGAGUCUUCUCCUCCUCAGAUUGCAACAUCCAGCAAAAUAGAGCCUGGACAGACUGCCUCCCUUGCCUGCCCAACUGAAAGUGCCAAGAAUACAACUGUGUGUCGUUUCCAGUGCAAAGUGUGUGGCCAGGCGCGUUUUCUGGUGCUGCGCGGUUGCCUACCGCUGAGGCAGUGCGAGUGCGGCUCGUCGGCCGUGUUUGUGCCUUGCUGGGUGCGCACUGGAUCUUCCUCCAGCGGCGGCGGUCUUGGCCGCGAGUGCACCCAUUGCCCUCGUUGCUGCCGCUUCUACUCAAGUGACUCGCAACUUCGCAGGCACAAGUGCUCCAAGCAGACUGCUGGACCGACAGUGCCAGUUGGACCAACAGGGGUGUUUGAGAUGCCCUGUUGCCCUCACUGCAACGAGUGUUUCAUCUUUGACAGUCAGCUUGCCACCCACCUGAGGAGAGAGCACCGCCCUGAGAAGAAUUAAGGCAAAACCAAAGGCCACCCAGAAAAACAACAAUUUUGCUUUUUUUAGAACAAUUACAAUACAUAAAAGCGGUCUACAGUUUCAAAUAAUGGAAGUGGUAGUUUGUUCUCUCCGUUCCUCUCCAAAUGUUAUUGC
Neocloeon triangulifer is the source of this 1271-nucleotide messenger RNA. RefSeq lists its product as uncharacterized. Bases 309 to 1136 code for a protein of 275 amino acids. The record is from RefSeq and is a predicted model, not a curated record. The transcript is spliced from 6 exons. NCBI's taxonomy places the organism in Eukaryota, Metazoa, Arthropoda, Insecta, Ephemeroptera, Baetidae.